Xyrauchen texanus (razorback sucker) is the source of this 6703-nucleotide messenger RNA. Its product is annotated as E3 ubiquitin-protein ligase RNF166. The record is from RefSeq and is a predicted model, not a curated record. The transcript is spliced from 6 exons. Bases 203 to 931 code for a protein of 242 amino acids. NCBI's taxonomy places the organism in Eukaryota, Metazoa, Chordata, Actinopteri, Cypriniformes, Catostomidae. Gene Ontology annotation, biological process: protein polyubiquitination; ubiquitin-dependent protein catabolic process. Gene Ontology annotation, molecular function: ubiquitin protein ligase activity.
UUCUGUUAAAGCGCCCUUGUAAUGUUUACUUCUUAUGAACAACGGCGCGUCCUCCUCGGUUAACACUAUUGGAUCAGAUACUGUAUCAAAUGACGCAUACAUCUUUUUGUCAGCCAGCUAUACGUUAAAAACACGGAAUCCUAUCGGCUGCGAGCGCGAUCUGGAGUAUUAGCGGUUCAUCCUGCGCCAGAGCUCUGUGUUCAUGAUGGCGAUGUUCCGCAGUUUUGUGUCCGCCGCUCAGAUCAGGCAGCAUCAGCAGCAAAACGGAGCCGCUGCAGCCGCACCUGGGGAGAGUCUGGAAAGCCAGUUCUCCUGUCCCAUCUGUCUGGAGGUGUACCACAAACCUGUCAGCAUCGCAAGCUGUGCCCAUACUUUCUGUGGGGACUGUCUACAGCCGUGUCUCCAGGUGACCUCACCUCUCUGUCCACUCUGCCGCAUGCCUUUCGAUCCAAAGAAAGUGGACAAAUCCUCCAGCGUGGAGAAGCAGCUGUCUUCAUAUAAGGCACCCUGCAGAGGGUGCACCAAAAAAGUCACCCUGGUCAAAAUGAGGUCACAUAUCUCAUCUUGCACAAAGGUUCAGGAACAGAUGGCCAACUGCCCAAAGUUCAUGCCUGUGGUCCCCACCUCACAACCCAUUCCCAGCAAUAUUCCAAAUCGCUCCACAUUUGUGUGCCCUUACUGUGGCGCUCGCAACUUGGACCAACAGGAACUCGUGAAGCACUGCAUGGAAAACCAUCGCAAUGACACCAACAAAGUGGUAUGUCCAGUAUGUUCAGCUAUGCCGUGGGGCGACCCCAGUUACAAGAGCUCCAACUUCCUGCAGCAUCUUCUCCACCGGCACAAGUUCUCUUAUGACACAUUUGUGGACUACAGUAUUGACGAGGAGGCAGCACUGCAGGCAGCUCUGACCCUCUCGCUGUCCGAGAACUGAGUCUGACAUCACAUCCUGUUCCUCAACCACCGCCAUGUGACGGAUUUCCCACCUGUCUUGUUUUAGGCUAAAUAUUCUCAUUGUUUCUCCAUUUCUCCUCUCACUCUACCUCUCUUCUGCUCUGUAUUUCAGAGCUACACCCCUGAUAGAUCCUGAAGCGGCUCUUUACCUUGUUUGUCAGUUCAUCAUGACACUUGAGCAAGUUUGUCACUUCCUGUACUGUAGGUGGACUGGAUUCUGCUUAUGUAUCAUUAUCAUAACCACCAAAACAUUACAUGUAUGCAAAAAGACAGAAAAAGGAAUAGAUAACGUUGUGUUUGUUUUAAUUCUUCCCAAUUUUUCUCUCUUCAAAUGUACAGACAGCACAGAAAGACUGGCAAUGCAUUGUAAUUCAGUACACACACACACACACACACACACACAUAUAUAUAUAUAUAUAUAUAUAUUUGGCCUGUCAAUCAAUUAAUACAAUUUUAUCAAAUUUAUCACAUGAUAUGACGAAUAAUUAAUCAAAUUCAUCUCAUAAAUAAAUCUUUGUUAAGAAAGACCCUCAAAUAACUAUAAUUCAAUAUAUUAUCAAAUAAUUAUAAAUUACAUUUAAAUAAUUUGAAAUAUAACACAUAAAAAUAAUAAUUUAAAUAAUUAAAAUGCAUUAUAUUAAUGCUGCAGAUGAGUAAAGCAUUAAUUUGACAAAAAGUGGCUUUAAAAGGCAACAUAUUUAUUUCCAUAUUAUUCAGCAUAAGCCUAUCAUUGGCCUACAGUCCACAGCAAUCCAUUUUGCAAUUGAAUUUGUCAAUCUAUCUGAGAUAUGAUAUUAUGAGGGCUUUUCUAAGGAUGCGUUAAAGUACACAUGCAUCAGACAAAUGCUUUUAGAGCACUUUGGUUGCGUUGCAUCAUAAACGGUGUUUUUAGGUUGCUGUUUCAAGUUACACAGUUUGAAACUUAGAAAAACUUGCCUUCAGAUUCCUGCAUUCGGAAUAGCGUUCCUUCCAGCUUUGCUUGUUUUUGAAGAUAAGAAUACAAGCUCAUCUAGUGCUGUCGCUGGUGUCAAGCAAGCCCGACUGUGGUUUGUUCUCUGUACAGCUGCCCAUUGCCUAUACAGCUGGAGUUUCGCUUACUGACUGCCCCCUGCUGAAAACCGGUGGUACUUCAAGCUUUAAUUUCUCUGGUGGUAGCAAGUUUCCUUAUUACGGUCCAGGCACAUGAUUAAUUGCAUACAUUUUUGUAAUGCAUUAUUUUUUUAUAGAAUUAAUUGCACCAAAUUAAUGCAUUAAAUUGACAGCCCUAUAUACAGUGUGUGUGUGUAUAUAUAUAAUAUAUAUAUAUAUAUAUAAAAUAUUUUUGAGGUAUUGUUCACCCCAAAAUUUAUAACUGCUAUUUUUCUUCCAAACCUGUAUGACUUUUUACCGUAGAGCCCAAAAGCAGUACAAUAAAAAUGAAUGGGGACUGGGUCUAUCAAGCUACAGAAUGAAAGUAAAAGCACCAUAAAAGUAGUCUGUGCUAUAAUUUAGUGUCUUUUGAAGCAAUAUAACAGCUUUCUGUGAGGAUCAGGAAGAGCACAGGGGAAAUGUUAUUAGUGAAUAAUGACUUAAAUUUCAGCCUGUUCAUCACACAAAGCUAUCGUAGUGCUUUAGAAGAAAUACAGCACGCAAAUUGGUUUAUGGACUACUACCUUUUAUUAGAACAAUUUAUUUUGUCAUUAUAUUAAAAUUCACCUUUUCUGUUUCAUGGAAUAAAGUUAGUCAUAUUGGUUUGGAACAGCAUGAGGGUGAGUGAGUGAUAACAGACUCUUUAUUUUGUCUUUUCUAUUCCUUUGAAAACUAAAAAUAGAGGUAUGUUUGGGUUGGCUGUCCUUGUGAUGGACUCUCAUCUCUAGGCAAUACCAAUACAGUACAGAGAGAAUGAGAGACUUCUUCAGUAAUCUCGUUGUUUCAUUUAUGGAACGCUAAAACCCUUCAAACCCCCUUUUUUUUAAUCAAGAGUUAUUGUGAAUAUCCGAACUCAUAGUUUUCUACAUGUCUGAAUUGUUGUUCUUUUAUAGUUCAAUAACAGCAUACUCUGCUCUUGCCACGGUAAUAUUUUGUAUGAAGCGUCAGAUAUUUUUGGAUCAUUUAUAUGGUGCACUAAUAAUAAGACGGCAGGCUUCUAGAGAUGUGCUAAAAACAUGUUAUCUUUUAAUGUGUCCAUUGGUUCUGUUCAUCUGUAUCUGUCACUAGUGCUGCCUUCAAGUCUUCCUGGAAAGUUCAGAAAUCGUGAUUACGACGUGACGUGCGUUGAAGUUAUUUUGUUCUGAUUAAAUUAAACACAUGGGGCAUUUUCAUAUUUAUAUCAGUUUUUCCUUUGCUAACAAUGAAAGGAAGCUUUUAAAGUGCUAGUGCAAGAAAAUGAACUACAAAUGAUUCACAUUAGUUGGUGUCAGAGAAUGCAUGAAGAGAAAUGUGUUGUCACGCUAACUUCUCAUCUCAUUAACCAGCUAAAUGAGUCGUACUGUCUGGAAAGCGUCAUCGCACGGGUCCAAAAUGAACCAAAUCUGUGUAAAAUGAAUCGAAUUUUAUGUUCUUUUAAGUAUUUGUCAAGUCAUUUAAAUUGUUGUUACUUGCAAAUUGGCUGGUAACUUUUUUUUUUUUUACUGGUUUAUAUAAAAAUUAUAUGUGGUUGAAAUAUAUGAACAACCCUUGCUGAUGUAAACAAAUCAGAUCAAAGAAAUAUAAAUGGUCGACUACAGAAAAGCUCACACAUCCUGUAACAACUUUUACCUCAAUUAAAAUAAGAUUACCAUCAAACGUUGCGUUAGCCAAAACAUUUUGCCGUAGCUCCAGAACUGUAUCUUGUGACAUUCUUGACUUUUGAGAACCCAAAAAUGUUUAGAAAUAUUUAUGGCUGGAAAAGUUUCUCAGUACAUUGGCAAGAGUGGCACUCUGGUUACCGCUGUCCCAUCAACGGUACACAAAAUGCAUACAAACUAAAUUGUACAAUCAACAUUAACAAUUGCACCUUCUGAUCAAAACUUAUUAGCUUCUGUCACGAUCCUUUAAUUGAGUUUCGCACUGGUAAUUACAACAUUCAUUUCCGCUCAUCUUGUAAAUAGGAUCAUUUCGGCAUGACUUGAAGGCAGCAUAGAUAUGUGGAAACUUGAGAACUUCCCAACGGGAAGUGGAACAGUGUGCAGUUGCUAAACGUGACCACUAGAGUGCAAAUUUAACUUCUUUUAAGUUUCUACUACUGGUGGGUACUUUGUAAGUGUUAAACCCAAAUCUCUGUACAGUGUUAUGACCACAGAUGUGUAGAGGAGGAUCGGCAUGAUUGGGUUAGGUAUUUUGUUUAGGAAUCUGAUAUUCCACUUUAUACAGAUACCUACAAGUUAUUUUCUCAACGGCUGAGUGUAAGAUGUGCCUGGAGCUGACAGUUAAGGCCAAAACGUACUCUACGCAAGAACAUGAACGCAGAUGCGAGCGCUUGUCAACCACAUUGUCCGGUUAUACAAACUGUCACCGUCGCAGGAGGAAAGCCUCCGUCCUCAAGGGGGCGAUAGAGUUACCUUCAAAAGUCUGUGCCAUUAAACUUAUUCUUCAAGUAAGUUGCUAUACAUAUAUUGCCUUUAAUUAACCUGCACAGCAAUAUUUUUUCAAACUUUUGCUUCGCCAUGACAGUAGCUGGCUUGAAAGUGAAAACUCAUCGUAGAAGUAGACAAAUGGUCUGCACAUAUAGCGCUUUUUACCCUUAGCGGUUUUCAAAGCGCUUUACACAGUGACUCAUUCACCCAUUCUCACACACACUCACACACCAAUUACAGCAGAGCUGCCAAGCAAGGCGCUAGCCUGCCAUUGAGAGCAACUUGGGGUUCAGUGUCUUGCCCAAGGACACUUUGCAUGUGGAGUCAUGUGAGCCGGGAAUCAAACCACCAACCCUGCGAUUGGUGGCCGACCCGCUCUACCACCUGAGCCCCAGUGUGACUACUCACACUAAUCUAGCAACCUGCUAUAGCUCUCCUUGCAGCAAUGAUGUUUAUACAUCCAUCUGCAUUGUUUUUAAGAUUUUGCAGAUGUGAACAUGCACUAGACGGACAUCUUUGACUGUUGCGCCGCAUCUCACUGUUUUUCCAGCAUCUCGUGCAUGAGCACGUUUUUAAGAUGCCGUGUCAUGUUAUAAAGAGCUUCACAUUUUAAAAACAGGAACGCAGUGAUGAAUAAUGUCGAGCUCACAAAGCUAGAGGCAUUUGCGAUUAUGUACAGUAUUUGCGUUGAGUAUGUUUUGGACAUAUUAGGAUACGCUCCAAGCAUCUGUAUUUUCCUUUUCUUUCUUUAAAGCGCUCAUUACAGAGCACUAGGGCAGAUAUGUUUGAUGCUGGUGCAUCAUUUUCCAUUUGAUAUAGCUUUGGAAUCUUUGUCAGGAGGUUUUGAUCUUGGCAGAAGACUGGAAGACCAUCAGGUCUGGUUGAGAUACAGUGUUUUUGAAGUUAAAAUCGUUUUUAUUAUUAUUUAGAAAAAUAUGAUGUUUUGCCUUGUAAUACAGUGUUGUUAAGCUGUGUUGAAUAAGAGAGUGUUUGUUUAAUCUGUCUCCCAUAAUCUUAAUUCCAUUAUGUGGAUUAUUUCAUCAAGGUUAAGCGUGUCACAAUCAUAGUCUCAUCUGAAACUCUGUGGCCUGGAAUUAAAUCGGUUAGAUUUGAGUGACGGUCCACUGUUGGAAUGACUGAAGUUGGUAGGAUGGAACAUUUGUAAACUGACAAAUGAGAAAAGUCAUUCAUUUUCAUAAAUAUCUUGCUGUCUGUUUCUAAUCAUUAAGAUGGUUUUAAUGUGUAAUCACUCAGAGUGAUCAUUCCAGUAUGGUUUUCUUAAAAGCCAUAGUAGCGUUCUUAUUGACUGAAGCGUGAUGGAAUAAACCAAUAAGCGAGAAAAGCGAAUUCUCGUUCAUGUUGGCCUAACCCAGUGGUUCCCAACCCCGUUCCUGGAGGCCCCAACACUACAUUUUGUAUAUUUCCCUUUAAGGACAAACCCCAUUGAAUCAGGUGUGCUUGAUUGGGGAAAUAACCAAAAUGUGUAAUGUUGGGGUGCCUCCAGGAACAGGGUUGGGAACCACUAGCCUAACCAGUCGCGCCGAGACAUUCACAAAGGCUUAGUUUGGAAUAGCAUACUACGAUACUACUUUUACUGAUCCUGCCAUACAUAGACAUGGCAGAAAUGGUAAAAGAAGAAGAAGAAGUAGUAGUGUGCUAUUCCGAACUUAGCAUAGGAUUGUUUUUCUGUCCCAUGGCACUUGUUAGCUCCACCCACAAUGAAAUCUCAUUGGCCCAAAAUAUCACUUAAUGUAACUGUAUAUUACUGUUGCGUUCAUGUCAUGGUGGAUUUACUGAAAUGAUGAGUUUUCAACUAGGAAAAAACAUUUGCGUCGUUUUCGAAUUCAGAAUUAGCUUCGUAAAUAGCUUCAUCAAAUAUUUUCUGAUUGGCUGUGACUGUCACAUCGCACAGCAUUUUCGCUUUCUGUGUUGGGUCGCGCCUGGUUAGGACAUGGUGUUAGAUAUCAUGUUUUUCGGUGUACGUUUGUACUCGACAUUGGGUGAUUUAAAAUUGUGUAAGGCCUUCUGUGUAUUUAGGAAUGUCCUUGUUGGUAUUUAUUAAGAGAGACUUGAAUAUACAUUGAGUAUCAGAGGUUAAUGCUUCUGUUUUGGGGUUUAUUGUACAUAAAUUGGCAAGACUUUAAAGGGGAUUGCCACGUUUUGUGGCAUAUGUUGACAUUCGUUUUUUUUUUUUUUUUUACUGAGAAGCAUGUUUUAAA